AUGCAUGCUAUUCCAAUGUUGCGUGUUGUCAAUCAUUGUUGUGACUUCAAUUCCAAGGCGACUGGUGAAUGUCCCAUUGUGCUUUUGUUCGUUGCAGUGUAUGCAGCAGCUGACGUGUUGGCCAUGCAAAUCGUAGAAUAUUAUGAAGGUGGUUGUGUUUCACAUUGUGAUUGGCAUACUGAGUUGAGAGGAGAGAUGCCUGUUAGUGAGGAAAAGAGUUUAGCAAUCUCAUAUCCCUUCUGGAAAAGAUGA
Molecule: messenger RNA, 252 nt
Organism: Echinococcus granulosus
Lineage: Eukaryota; Metazoa; Platyhelminthes; Cestoda; Cyclophyllidea; Taeniidae
Exons: 1
Coding region: 1-252 (83 amino acids)
Source: RefSeq, a predicted model, not a curated record